AUGUCUGGACACGCAAUAGCAGCCCCUCCAACGACGUUUGAAUUUGUCGUUGGAGAUCGGCCAGACCAGCUCAAAGCCGGGUCCAACCCAAAGCUACGGUCGCAUCUAUCCAAACGCGGCUGGCAGGUCUACUUGCUGCAGCACAACGACGAGGCUUCAUCAUCAUCAUCUUCUGCUUCCGCACCAGUUAAAAAAGUAGAUCAGCAGCGCGAGGACAGGGCUAAGCGAAAGAAGCGCAAGCGACUUCAGCAUACUGUCACUUGGGAACUCCCAGCACCUAAUGAUCCAGAAUCUCAAGGAACCUCCAAUAAUGCGCUGGUCCAGUCCUUGAUGCGGGCAAACGCCGCAAGAACCGCACAAACGAUGACGAUUGACUACCAGCUUGGAGGUGGACGGGUUGAUCCCUUCAGAUCGUACCCUGCGCCAUGGAAGCCGUAUAUACCCCAUUUGGUCGAUCACUACAUCGUCCACAUGGCCGUUGACAUCCCUGAGCUUGAUGAGCCUGGUGAAAAGGGUCUUCUUCGUAGCCGCUGGUUCCGUCUCGCGACAACAGAAAUAUCCACUUUCCAAGUCGUUCUACUGCUCUCUGCGGGUAACUAUAUCACAGUCAAGGGUGGCAUCGCCGCUGAGGCAGGAUUUGAAAUGGAGCAGCUCAGGUUCGAUGCGAUCAAGUCCAUCAACCAGGCUAUCGCUUCACCAUCUGCUUGCAGUGACUCCAUCAUCGGUGCAGUGGCCAAGAUGGCGAGCUUCGAAUCCAUGCACGGCGAUGAGAGGUACUUCAGACUUCACAUGGAUGCUACCAAGAGGAUGGUAACCAUGAGAGGCGGCCUAUACAACCUGGGCCUGGGAGGACUCUUGCGAAGAAUGCUUAUUUGGAUUGACUUGAACGGCGGCCAUCUAAUGAAUACGCCUCGAUGGUUCCCUGGACACAACUUCGCUGGCAGCGAAGAGGAGGAGGUGGAACCAAACCCGGAGCGUUUCAUUGCAAUCUAG
Messenger RNA from Trichoderma virens Gv29-8, 993 nucleotides. RefSeq lists its product as uncharacterized. Lineage: Eukaryota; Fungi; Ascomycota; Sordariomycetes; Hypocreales; Hypocreaceae. The coding region runs from base 1 to 993 and encodes 330 amino acids. The record is from RefSeq and is a predicted model, not a curated record. The transcript is spliced from 2 exons.